AUAAACCGAAUAGAUAAGACCUCAUUCGUUUACAUCCCUCUGACUGUGGUGGGUAUACUACUAGUCUACAGCCAUUCUAUAAAUUGCUUGCUUUGAGAAUUGUUGAUAAAGAAACACACACACAUACAAAAUAAAAAAUAAAAAAACCCUCAUAAACAAGCUAGAUAGAAGGGAGAUACAUGCUUCUUCACUUCAUUAUCAUGUGUCUCUUUACAUUACCUUAUACAACAAUAUCCUUGGGAACUCUUCGAGGUUCCAACUCAAGUAAUAUGGGCAAAAUAUCAAAGCCCGACUGCUCAUCCAAGUGCGGGGAUGUUACAGUUCCUUACCCUUUUGGUAUUGGCAAUGACACAGGUUGUUCCCUAGACGACACAUUUUAUGUUACUUGUGACACGUCCGUAAAGCCCCCUAAGUUGUACCUCACAUCAAGCAACAUUGAAAUAUACAACAUUUCUGAUUCAGACUUGCGCAUUAAAACUCAAAUAAGUUUUAAAUGCAACGACAGUAAUGGAACCGUAACCCAGGACUAUAAUUAUUGGACUGAUUUGGCAUACGAGGCAUUCACUUUCUCGGAGAAGAAUAUGUUCACAGUCAUUGGGUGUGAUGAUUAUGCCUUGAUCACAGGGGUAGGCGAAAACUAUUUCAGCGGAUGUGUUGCAAUGUGCAGUGGACCAGUGGAUGUACCGGAUGGGCGUUGUUCUGGGGAAGGCUGUUGUCAGACAUCUAUAAGAAAAGGUCUCAAAUAUUACAAUGUUACACUCAACUCAUUUAGGAAUCACAGUGAUAUUUGGUCUAUCAAUGACUGUGGCUAUGCGUUCCUUGGUGACGUAGGCACUUUUAAGUUUCUUGGUGCCAGCGAUUUAUCUAGUAGUUCAGGCUUAGAGAAGAGGGUUGAGGAGACUAUUCAAGUUGUGAUCGAUUGGGUUAUCCGACGAGACCAAAAUUGCACUCAGGCUACGGAAUGCAAAGAAAAUAGUCAGUGCUAUGAUGUAGACGGUGGAGGCUAUCGAUGUAAAUGCAACGACGGUUAUGCGGGUAACCCAUAUCUUGAUCAAGGCUGCCAAGACAUCAACGAGUGUGCAGAUCCAGGAACAUACCCUUGUUAUGGUUUUUGCAAUAAUACUCUAGGGAGUUACAUUUGUAUAUGUCCGCUGGGAUCCGUUGGGAAUGCAACAACACAAAAUGGUUGUCAAGUUGUUGAUCGUCAAGCUAAAUUUUCCAAGAUUUUUUGGACCAUAUUAGCUCUAGGUGUUUUCUUGGGCACUGGGAUAUUAGUUUUAGCAAUUUGGAUGAGCAAAGUGGUCAAAAGGAGGAAAGAUAAGAAACAGAGAGAGAAGUUCUUCAAAAGAAAUGGUGGAUUGUUGUUGCAACAACAAACAUCAAAUGGUGGAGAUGCAAUUGAGAAAACAAGAAUGUUCAGUGCAAGAGAGUUAGCAAAAGCCACCGAUCAAUACAACAGUAAUAGAAUAGUUGGACGUGGAGGGCAAGGAACAAUAUACAAAGGCAUGUUACCAAAUGGAAAUAUAGUAGCAGUAAAGAAGUCCGUGUUGGUAGAUGAAACUCAAGUUGAGUCUUUUAUCAAUGAGGUAUUUUUACUUUCCCAAAUUAGCCACAGGAAUGUGGUAAAGCUAAUAGGGUGUUGUUUAGAAACCGAAGUCCCAGUUCUUGUAUAUGAAUUUGUCUCAAAUGGUGAUCUCUUCCAAUUCAUACACGAUGAGAAUUACGAGUUCCCUACUUUGUGGAGUAUUAGGGUAACGAUUGCUACCGAGGUUGCUGGAGCUCUUGCCUAUAUGCAUUCGGCAACUUCCAUUCCUAUAUAUCAUCGAGACAUAAAAUCUUCAAACAUACUUUUGGAUGAAAAAUUUAGAGCAAAACUAUCGGAUUUUGGAAUAUCAAAGUCGGUCAUGGAGGAUCAAACCCACUUAAGCACCUUAGUCAAAGGGACUUGUGGGUACCUGGAUCCUGAGUACUUUCAAUCAAACCAAUUCACAGAAAAAAGCGACGUUUAUAGCUUUGGGAUUGUUCUGGUUGAGCUGUUAACCGGAAAGAAGCCUAUAUAUUCGAUAGGCCCAGGGGAAUCGAGAAGCUUGGCAACAUUGAUUUUGUCAAUGGAAGAUGGGUUUAUAUUGGAAAACAUUGACGAUCAAGUGUCUGAUGGUCCAAAAGAGCAGUUCAUAGCAGUUGCCAAGCUUGCAAAAAGAUGCUUAAAUUUGAAUGGUAAACUACGGCCAACUAUGAAAGAAGUUGCUAUUGAUUUGGAGGGAAUAAGAUCAUCAAGUCCUUAAAAUCGAUCAUAUUGAAUCGAUCAGUUGUAUGCUUUUAUAUUUUUAUCUUUCGCAUCAUUGGUAUUUCGUGGAAUAUGUUAUAUUGAAACUUAUUUGUAAUUUAUCUCGUUACACGGAUCCAUGUUUGAUGACAAUUCAAGUAAAAGAUAAACGAUUUACAGCUGCAACAAAACGACGACCAUUGCAUUCAAGAAAUGCUGGCACAUAUUUACAUUAACUUAUGGGUUGUGUGUUCAGCUAGGACAUUUUAUUUAACAGUUUCAUUCUCUACAUUAGUAAUAUGACAAGCCCUUUUAUACUCUCAUCCUUUCUGAUCUAUGUGUAUGUAUGUCGCAAAAUAAUUUAAUAAUCUUGAAAUAACUAGUAUUUUCAAUAGAAAAAAAAGGCUUGAUGGGUAUCCCAUAUUUUAGUUUUGCGGCGUACAUAUAUACUCUUAUCUUCUAAAUAUAUCUUGUUUGUCUUCAAAAAAUUAGAUUACUGUUAAACACAUUAAUUAUCUAUAAGAUGAUAUUGAAGAGUUUGGACGAGUGUUUCCUGCUUAACCCGUGAUUACGACCUGUAUCUAUAAGGAUCCAACUCAACAUUCUAAUUCACAAGAUCAUGAAUCACAAACCGAAUCAGAUGAAGAUAACUCUGAUGAUUCUGAAGAUGAUGACGGAUCUUCUUUUGAUAAUGAUAAACUGACACCUUCGGAGAAAAAAGCAACUAGAAAAGAGAAUAAGAAGAAAGUAAAAGAAGAGAAAAGAGAAGCCCGGAAGACUAAAGUGCCGAAAGCUGUGAAGAACAAAAAGAAGAAGUUGGCGAAAGCAAAGAAGACCCGUUAGAUAUCAAUAACAUUCUGAUAAGAAAGAUGGUAAACAAACUUAGGUAUAUGACAAUUUUGCGGUAAGGAUUCUUGUAUAUUGUAGAGAAUCUCAGAUAAUUUGAGUCUGUGACAAGAUAUUCUUUGCAUUUAUCUGUAUGUAUGUUGCUAUUUCAUUUAAUGAUUUAAACUCGGAAAAUGAGUAUUUGAUA
Messenger RNA from Erigeron canadensis, 3299 nucleotides. Its product is annotated as wall-associated receptor kinase 2-like. Gene Ontology annotation, biological process: cell surface receptor signaling pathway; protein phosphorylation. Gene Ontology annotation, cellular component: plasma membrane. The transcript has 3 exons. NCBI's taxonomy places the organism in Eukaryota, Viridiplantae, Streptophyta, Magnoliopsida, Asterales, Asteraceae. Gene Ontology annotation, molecular function: calcium ion binding; protein serine/threonine kinase activity; polysaccharide binding. The record is from RefSeq and is a predicted model, not a curated record. Bases 180 to 2285 code for a protein of 701 amino acids.